Priapulus caudatus is the source of this 523-nucleotide messenger RNA. Its product is annotated as tight junction-associated protein 1-like. The record is from RefSeq and is a predicted model, not a curated record. Lineage: Eukaryota; Metazoa; Priapulida; Priapulimorpha; Priapulimorphida; Priapulidae.
UCUCAACUUGCACCUGCACCGUGAGAUUGAGCUACUGCACUAUCGGACAGGCCUUCAGACGCAGCACAUCCACCAGAUGGAGGCGAGCAUGAUGGUGAGCGAACCCAAAAAUGGAGAGGUCGCCUACCUACGCGAUGAGCUGCAGGCCCUGCAGUCCAAGUAUGACAGAUUGAUAGAAAGCCACCGGAAAAUACAGAAAGUCAAUCAAAAUCUCGAGGAAAAGGUGCUUAAAAUAGUUGACCAAUGUGAGACAGAAAAAUCUACUCUUAACAACGAAGUGACCAUACUCUCUGGAAAACUGCUUGAUGCAAAGGUCACACUCUGUGAUCUGGAAGAUGAAAACGAGCGGCUAAGGAAUGAUUGCAGUCUUGCUGUGCAGCUACUACAAUGCAAGCCUUCCAACUUUGUCUCACAGAAGCUCGAGUCCCUGCCAAGCGACCUGAAGCAUCGCAUCCGCUCGCACAUGACACAUGAUCAGCUGCGGCAGUACGAGCAUCGAGCGCGGCGCUGGGCCACCGUCGCC